Molecule: messenger RNA, 300 nt
Organism: Anisakis simplex (herring worm)
Lineage: Eukaryota; Metazoa; Nematoda; Chromadorea; Rhabditida; Anisakidae
Source: the annotation of a GenBank genome assembly
GAAUUGGUUAAAUUGGAACCUGGUAGUAAGGUUAAAGAGUGGUUAAUUGAGAAGAAAUUGGGCGAGGGCGCUUUCGGCGCCGUAUACGUUUGCUCUCGUGACAAAAAAACAUUUGCAUUAAAGGUGGAGAGUGUUAACGAAAAAGUCGGCUUUCUCAAGAUGGAAUUAGUGGUGCUAAUGAAACUAAAGGACAGCGGUCGAACUCGUCACUUUUGUACGAUUGAAGACAAAGGACGCUAUAAAGACUUCUUUUACAUUGUUAUGACUAUGGUUGGACAAUCGCUACAGGUCUAUUUUUAG